Molecule: messenger RNA, 733 nt
Organism: Zootermopsis nevadensis
Lineage: Eukaryota; Metazoa; Arthropoda; Insecta; Blattodea; Termopsidae
Source: RefSeq, a predicted model, not a curated record
AUGACGAAGUUUGAUGGCAAUAAAGUACUUCUUCAACAGCUGCAGAACUAUCGAAACUCAGAAAAGAUCGCGUACCACGGAGUUGGCUUGUCGGAAGGUAAUAGAUCGAUAUUGCAUUGUGAAUAAUGCAUCGAGUACAAUCGAGGAAAAUAUAUCCAGAUCACGUAUUUUUGAGCCGUGCUUGCAGCAGAAAGGCUCGCUCCUUGCAAUAUUCAUGACUUGGCGACCGAACCGAGGACUCGUCUACGGCAAAGGGCUGAAGAUGGAGACUGUCAAACGAUGGCAUCCAAAGACUAGUCUACACGGCUCCAAAACCGAGAUCAUCAUCAUCAUCAUCACCAUCACCGCCGUGAAAACUUCAAAUCUCAAACAGCAUAAUACACGUGCUUCAUCAACACUCAUUCAUCUACACAGCGCCGUUUACAACGGCAACUGGUCCGACGCAAUAGUUCAGCGGGGUUACAUAACUGCACUGCAGAACGGACGGAACCACGGCGAUAACGACCUCAAUGCUUCCUCUGAUCGAACUUUCCCGGGCAUAAGCCAGCCAGCCACCUGAACAACGUGAACCGAGACAGUUUAUGCGACCGAAACCUGUCCGCGCGACACCUCGACUCGAUUCGACAUUCUUAAAGUUUAUUACAAAGCACAGAACUACAUAGUUUCACUCUACGACCAUCUUCCAUGAAACUGGUUGUCUCAUAAGUUGUUGUUAAAUGUUUUUAUUCGUCUG